AUGAAGACCGAAUUCCAAAACUGGUGGCGGAGCCAGACGGCCCAUCCAUCUCGUCUCCAGCCCAUAGUACCUAUCUGCCCAUGCGCAGCUUGCUUCAACGGCACGGGACACGGUCAAGAAGUCUUUAGGGAUCCUAUAGAUCCCGGCGAGGUUCUACCACCGAGAAGUAAUACGAACGCUGCCGUUGUCGAGAAGUCGAAGGAGGAAGGGUCUAAAUCGAAACCCGUGAAGAAACCGUGGUAUAAGCAGGCAAACAGUCUAGCCCAUAAGUCAAGCAUGGCAAGUGUAGCUUCAGACUUAGUUCCCUUAUGCUCGGCACCAACAACUUCAACUCGGCGAGUUAGUUCGGAAACCAAGGCUUAA
Daldinia decipiens is the source of this 363-nucleotide messenger RNA. RefSeq lists its product as uncharacterized. The record is from RefSeq and is a predicted model, not a curated record. The coding region runs from base 1 to 363 and encodes 120 amino acids. NCBI's taxonomy places the organism in Eukaryota, Fungi, Ascomycota, Sordariomycetes, Xylariales, Hypoxylaceae. The transcript has a single exon.